UUCCUGGUUCAAGGAAGUCAGUCAUAUGACAACAAACCGCAAUGGAGCUGCAGUUUAUCGGCUUUUUCUCCGUUUAAUCUUCUGUAAAUAAAAUAAAAAUAAAACUUCAGAGACCACAGUGAGUACCAGCCGGUGCAAAUGUCUGUUAUUUUCGGUUAUCGACAGGAGCAUGGAGAAUGAUGAACUUUCGUCAGAGGAUGGGAUGGAUCGGAGUGGCCGUGUACUUGCUGGUUAGCGUCGCUGCGGUUUAUUACGUGUUCGAGAUCAAUCAGACGUACAACCGCCUCACGCUGGCCCACGUGGAGAAGACCAGCGGGACACACUCACCUCCGCCGCGCGCCGCAGACUCCGCCUCCUCCUCCGCAGACUCCGCCUCCACCUCCGCGUCCUGGAUGCAGGGCGUGAAGUCGCGGCUCCUCCUGCUGCCCUUCUGGCUGUGGGCGGCCAUCUUCCUCGUCCCGUACCUGCAGCUCUUCCUCUUCCUCUACUCCUGCACGCGGGCCGACCCCAGAACCGUGGGUUACUGCAUCCUGCCCGUCUGCCUCGCCCUGCUCUGUAACAGACACGCCUCCUUCACCAAGGCGUCCAAUCAGAUCAGCAGGCUCCAGCUGAUUGACACCUGAUGUGGGCGGGGCUUCGGGACGGUUUUUCACCGGAGCAAAAAAAAGAUAUCGAAGGCGAGACGAGACGAGACGAGACGAGCGACGCUUUCUACAGUUUUAUACUCAACGCUGUUCUCUUCAUUCCGCUCUCUCGCGGCUUCUCACUAAAUUUCUACAAACAUCUUUCUACCUUUUUCUUCUUUUCGUUUCCUUUUGAAAUAAAUCAGUGCUUUAAACCCCUGAUGAUGAUGAUGAUGAUGAUGAUGAUGAUGAUGAAUGAAUCAGUGACUCGAUUAUUUUAAUUUUUUUAUUUAACAGUCUGGACCUGAUGCACCAGAAUGAAAAUAAAAACAAGAAUAAAUAAAUGACUUCAUUUUUUUAAUAAUAAUAAUAAUAAUUAUUAUAAUAAGAUUUAUAUUUUUUUAAAAAUCUGGGCUAAAUAUGUUGUGAUUAAAAUGGUCGUAAAGUUA
Pangasianodon hypophthalmus (striped catfish) is the source of this 1072-nucleotide messenger RNA. RefSeq names its product transmembrane protein 251 (gene lyset). The transcript is spliced from 2 exons. The record is from RefSeq and is a predicted model, not a curated record. Bases 177 to 623 code for a protein of 148 amino acids. NCBI's taxonomy places the organism in Eukaryota, Metazoa, Chordata, Actinopteri, Siluriformes, Pangasiidae.